UUCNGAAUCGUUUGUGUAUGAGAUAUGCAGUGAUGUUGUUGGGGAGGCAUUACAUGGUGAUGUGAUGAAAAGUGUGAAACACAUGGUGGAAUACUUGGUGAGGAAGAGCAGGGUGUUGCUUUAUCAAGGUGAGUAUGAUUUGAGGGAUGGAGUUGUCCAAACAGAGGUUUGGGUUAAGACAAUGAAAUGGGAAGGGAUAGAAGAGUUUCUGAAUGCUGAAAGGAAGAUAUGGAAGGUUAAUGGAGAGCUUGCUGGGUAUGUUCAGUCUUGGAACUCUCUCACCAAUGUUGUCGUUUUGGGAGCUGGCCAUCUUCUUCCCACUGACCAACCUCUUCGUUCUCAAGCCAUGAUUGAAGAUUGGGUUCUCCAAAAGGCUUUGUUUGAAAACUUUCGUAAGGCAAAUGUAUCAAGUAAGUCUAUACUUGUUGAAUAACCAUUGAGAUGAAUCAUUGGUUAAAUUAGACUCGUCACUGUUCCCUAAUUAAGCAAACACUCUUAAAAAAGUUCUAUUUCUUUAAUUGUUAU
This is a messenger RNA of Vigna umbellata (rice bean), 525 nucleotides long. Lineage: Eukaryota; Viridiplantae; Streptophyta; Magnoliopsida; Fabales; Fabaceae. The record is from RefSeq and is a predicted model, not a curated record.